GGUGUUGACCAACACUGGCUAACGGUAACCAACACUUACUCAUGGGUUCACAGGACGUGUAAGAUAGCUAUCUGGAAGUGACCAAUGGUCAACGCCAGACACUGAUGAGGAUAUCUAAUGUUGGAAGUGCUUGAUCACCACAGUCAUCUCACUCAUCUGUCAAAGAUUUGACAACAGUCUUUGGAAUACAUACUGAACUUAAGAUAUUUCCUGUGAAAUUUAAUACGCAAUACAUUUCUGGAAAAGUUAUUUAAACUUGAAGCAACUUAAGUUACAUUACUUUUCCAAUACAUGGAUAACUUUAUGAGAACUGGAUGGAUUAAAUGUGUUAGAUACAGAUAAAGCAUUGAGAAGAUUUUAUUGUUUCCCGUUUCCAAAUUACAGAAGUCAUUCAAACUGGAAUAAGUGGAGCUACAACAAAGAAUGGCGGACAUGGCAUCCUUGCCUCCUGCUGGCGUGGAAGAAAUAGAAGUCCAGAUUGAAGAUGCGGAAAAUGUUGAGAACAACAAUUUAUCAGUCCCACCAUCUGAGCCAAUUGAAACUAAUGUCAAGGUCAUCAGUGCCAAGGUUACAGAUUCAAAGAAGGAAGAGGUCAAUGGUACUGUGUGUGGAGAUGUGAAAGUCAAUGGUGUCACUAAUGGCGAUGUUAAAGUCAAUGGUGUCAUGACUGGUGGAGAGGUCAAUGGUGUCAUGACUGGUGGAGAGGUCAAUGGUACUGUGAUUGGAGAUACCAAUAUCACCAGUACCAGUAAUGGCAAUGUUAAAGUCAAUGGUGUUACUAACAGUGAUGCCAGUGUCAUGGCUGGUGGAGAGGUCAAUGGUAUUAGUGCAGCAGAAGUCAAGGUCAAAGAUACAACUCUGGCAGAGGUCAAGGUCAAUGGGUCCCCUAAAAGUAUAAUAGCCGAGAAAGAAUCUGUGCCAAAAAGAAGUGGUAUUGAUGACCUGCUGCCAGCCACAGCAAAGUUCACAACCCGGAGAGAGGAUGCGAUCCAGCUACGAAUGGAUGACACAGGACCGGGGGCCAUGAAACCUCUAACUGUUCCAACAGUCUUCAAAAACACUGCAGACAAGGCUCCUAAUGCUACAGCACUAGGUGUAAAGAGAGAUGGAGCCUGGGUAAAGUGGACAUACAAACAAUACUAUAAUGAUGUCCGCCGGGUAGCUAAGGCUUUUAUAAAG
Pecten maximus is the source of this 1179-nucleotide messenger RNA. RefSeq names its product long-chain-fatty-acid--CoA ligase ACSBG2-like. The transcript is spliced from 5 exons. The record is from RefSeq and is a predicted model, not a curated record. The annotation marks the transcript as partial. NCBI's taxonomy places the organism in Eukaryota, Metazoa, Mollusca, Bivalvia, Pectinida, Pectinidae.